Thlaspi arvense is the source of this 1173-nucleotide messenger RNA. The record is from the annotation of a GenBank genome assembly. Lineage: Eukaryota; Viridiplantae; Streptophyta; Magnoliopsida; Brassicales; Brassicaceae.
AUGGCUCAAAAUCAACAACCAAUUUUUCAGACCAAGCCAGAAGAACAUUUUGUGCAGAUUCCAAUCAACAUCGAACGAGAUUCAACCACACUCAUCAACGGAAACUCAAACAGGAAGCCAAACCAUUGGCCAACGAUUAUCCUCUCAAUCAUCUUCGUCAUCGUAGGUCAGAGCAUAGCUAGACUCCUCGAAAACUUCUACUAUGACCAAAUUAAUCGAAGCGAGUACAACGAAAGCCGUCAAAACGACGGCGUUUGGACUCAAUCUCUCCUCCAAACCGUUGGGUUCCCUCUCCUCCUCCUCCCUUUUCUCAUCCUCACCACCAGGAAACACAGUCAACAACAACAACCUCCGAUCACCUCCGAGGGGUUCCACUACAAAUCCUUGGCCAUAAUCUACAUCUGCAUCGGCGUUGUCAUGUCGGUUCAAGGAAGGCUCUCCGCCAUGGGAAAGCUCGAGAUUCCGUUUGGGGUUUUCACUCUGAUCUACACAACACAGCUCUUCUUCACUCCGAUUUUCGCCCGUUUCUUCAACGCGGUCAAAUUUAACCGAUGGGUCGUGAUCUCCUCGAUUCUGGCAAUCGUCACCGGAGCUCUCACCUUAUCCUCCUCAUUCGGCGGCGAACCAGACGAGGCGGAGGAGGAUUACGCAAGAGGCUCAUGGUCGGCUCUUUUCGCCGGAAUCUGCUUCUCUCUCCUCCUCUCUAACAUCCAGAACGUCUUCGACAACUACAUCUUCAAACGCACCGAAUCGACCACCAGGAAACCGAGCUUCGCCUCCGUUUUCGAAGUCCUGAUCUUCUCCUCCCUCGUCGCCACGAUCAUCUCCGCCGCGGGACUUCUAAUCGCCGGGGAGCAGCACGAUUUGAAGAGGGAGAUGAAUGCUUUCUCGAAAGGGAAUGGUGCGUAUGUGAUGGCUAUGGUGGGACAAGCCGUCUCGUGGCAGGUCUACUGGGUCGGGAUCGUGGGACUCGUCUUCUCCGUCUCGAGCGUGUUGGCGAACGUGAUCAGCGUCAUUACUUGGCCGAUCGUGUCGGUGCUUGUGGUGAUCUUCUUCAGUUUCAUGGACGAUGAGUUUGAUGCCUUAAAAGGUGUCGCCUUGAUCACAGCCGCCUUAAGCGCCGCCGCUUACUUCUAUAGGCUUCACAAAGAGAAUCGUGACAGUGCCAAUUAA